Pelmatolapia mariae (spotted tilapia) is the source of this 1181-nucleotide messenger RNA. It is a transcript of the gene aqp12, whose product is annotated as aquaporin 12. Gene Ontology annotation, cellular component: cytoplasm. The transcript has 3 exons. The record is from RefSeq and is a predicted model, not a curated record. Bases 306 to 1145 code for a protein of 279 amino acids. NCBI's taxonomy places the organism in Eukaryota, Metazoa, Chordata, Actinopteri, Cichliformes, Cichlidae. Gene Ontology annotation, molecular function: channel activity.
UAUCAAGAAACAAAUCCACUGUAUAUUUAUUUCUUCUAGACAGAGUGGGGAGUCACUUUAACCUGAGCUUUUACAAAAUGAUGAUAAUAAAUGAUCAGUGAAUAAUGGCCAGCUUCCUGACCUGACCUUGAAAAAGCCCACGUGUAUUUUGGCAGGUGGUUAUGGGAUAAAAACCCUGACGUGUCUCUGAUAAGAAUUGUGUCUGUGCAUGUGCCACGUUGUCAAACAGUAAGCACAGUGGUAAAUUCAGCCCCUCGCUAAUUUCAUUUUCUUCAAAACACAGAAGGGGACAUCUCGUCUGAGCCAUGUCUGGAUUGAAUGCGUCUCUCGGAUACUUUGUGGCUGCUGUGACUUUUGUAGUCUCAGUUCGAUUUCUCCUUAAAAAACGGCCACGGUUCAGCUUCAUCUCAGAGUUUACAUCUUCUUUCAUGCUGGUGGCAUGUUGGCUGGAGGUGCAGACCAUCGUGGAGGUGGGCGAGUGGGCCGGGGGUUUGGGCCCUGAUGUGACUUUAACCAUACUGUUUGUGGUACUGCUCACACACGGUAUAAUCUGUGGUGACGCAUCAGGGAAUCCCAGCCUGGCUGUGCAGAAAUUCCUGAAGCUUGAGGCCACCACCGUAACCACACUGCUUGAUGUUGCUGCCCAGUUUAUUGGGGCUCACCUAGGCCUUCUUGCAGCCAAAUACUACUGGAGCCUGGAGCUGACAGACAUGCACAUGAUCAAAAAUCUGAUGGUCAGUGAGUGCAGCACAUCUCUGCUGGUUUCUGUGCUUCAGGGAUUUUUUACCGAGUUUGCCUGUGCCCUCGUCUUGCACAUCAUCCACUUAAACCUAUGCCGCCGAUCUGCUCUGAUCCGAGUACCACUGAUUGCUGUCCUCCUCACAUUCCUGUCCCAUUCAGCCAAAGGUUAUACCUCAGCUUACAUGAAUCCAUCACUGGCAUAUGGACUCACCUUCCACUGUUCUGGAUUUACCUUUGCAGAGUAUGCAGUGGUUUACUGGCUGGGCUCUCUCACAGGUAUGACUUUGGCUGUUCUCCUGUACAUGGGCCAUAUUCCCAGAAUCUUUGCCAAGAAUCUGCUAUACUCCCAGAAGACACGUUUCAGAGUGCCCAAGACAGACAAAGCAGAAAAGAAGAAACAGUGAAAGUUUUUUCUUAAAUGCAAAACUUGACUUACCAGU